AUGGGGAACGUCUUCAGCACCAGUAGCACGAGCGACACCAGCUCAACUAAGCUUGAUCAGUCGCCGCCGCCCUCCGUGAGGAAUCCCGAUGAGAAACAGAACUCGAUGUCAGACACGACGAUGUCUUCCUCUCAGGACAGCGACGACAGCAACGAUAUCAUCUCUGGCCAACGCAGGCGAAGAGAGAGCUCCGAGAACUCAGCAAGGUCCCCGGAUACGACGUCUAUGCAGCACACCAAUGGCGCGAAGGGUAUGAAGAACCCUGCUACAUUGCCACUGUCAUUCACGAACGGCGUGCUCACCUGGUUCAUGUCUUGCGCAGGCCGCCCUACCAACACAAGCUACGCAGAUGACCAGUUGGACUACGACGAGCGUUACUUGAUCGAGCAGAAACAUCGAGCUUUUUGGGAGCUGGUGCAGCGGAUCCUGGAGCUCAACGACGUGGUGCUUAUGAUUCGCCUGCUGCUCGACUUUUUGCAGGACGAUCUCGGUGCGGCAGCGGCUGCAGUCUUCCUGGUCGAUCAGAAUUCGCAGAAUAUGUCCCGCAUCACGCGUGGCACACCGACUCAGUCCGGUUUGGCCCCGUCUCGAGGACUAGUGGGCGAGGCGUUGAAGUCGCGGGUAGCACAGAUUUUAGUACACUUUAGUUCGGAAGAAGGAUACGACCCAGAUGUGGAUUUGACUCAGGAAUAUCCAGGACAGAAACUAUUCUGCGUGCCAUUGAUGGAGCACGAGUCGGUGUAUGCGAUCAUCGAGGCCACCGCUGCUCAAUCUACGCGACGUGUGAUGGACGCGCUCCACGUGAAGCUAUUGACGUGGCUCGGACCGAUUCUGAGCUCGUGUAUGCGGAAGUGUAUUGAGUUUCACGACGUGCUGCUUUCGGAGCGCACGCAGAAGGCUCUACUGCAUAUUAUUAGCUCGUCGGACACUGAGGAUACGGUGUUAAAUCUCGUGGACGGUGUGAUCGAUGGAGCUUGUCAUAUCACGAAGGCUGAGCGUGUCACGUUGUUCAUGGUUGACUGGGAGACAGACGAACUUUGGUCCUUGUCGUCCAGCUACUGCGACGAGACCCUACGAGUUCCUCUCCAAGCGAGCAUGUUAGGUCUAGCUGCCACAACGCAGCAGACGCUCAAUGUCCGAAACCCAAAGACAGAUCGACGUUAUAACUGGGUGACAGACGAGCGUAAAGGUGUUGACACGCGCUGCGUACUGUACGUCCCAGUGGGUGUUCAAGAAUCUGCACAGAAUGCAGAAGGGAGCUCUGCUGGUAGUAGUCGACCCAUCGGUGUGCUGGAGAUCAUUAACAAGGUGGAGGAAGAAGUGCCAGCUGGGAUGACUACAGGAAGCUGCCCAGGAUUUACUUUUGAUGAUGAAUGUGCUCUGGAAGCGUUCGCAUGCGAAGUCGCAGUCAUCCUACGUCGACGCAGUAACGAAAUUGAGUACAUCAAGUUGCUGGCGGACACGCGGGCUGAGCAGGUUCUGGCGAAGCGAGCUCGAAGUCAAGUAAAUCUUUUGGAGUGCUACACAAGCUACGCAUCUGCAUCUCGCGCUCAUCCUGAAGCUUGUCUUCGCAAUUCGUUCGUAUCCAGUGAUCGACACGUGGCAGAUUGCCCCGAGUGCGCAGCUGCUGCUAAGUUAGAGGCUCGCGGCAAGCGGCCGACUGAAACUUCUCUCGACGUUGCUACGGAAGAGGUGAGCGAUCACGUACACCCCGAGGAUAUUGUAGAGCAACGUAUUGGUAAGAUGGUUGGAAGCAAGAACUACAAUUCUGGACGCUUGGGCUACGAAUUUUUGGGGAGCGAUGCCAGUAUUCCGUCCGGCUUGCUGUUUAGCGCCCCAGCAGGGUCGCGGUUCCCGUCGUGGGAUUUUAACGUAUUUACCACGGACACGACAGAUCUCCCCAAGUUAUUGGAAGAGAUGUACCUGGAUUUCAAGGUGGACGAGGUGCUGAACACGACCAAGCAUCGUCUACAGAACUUCAUUGUGGCCAUGAAAGAACACUACCACCCGAACCCGUUCCACAACUUCCUACAUGCCUUCUCUGUCGUCCACGCAGCCUACCUGCUGCUCAGCACAACAGACGCAGGUCAAAUGCUUCAGCCGUUGGAUAUUGCUGCUUGCCUCGUUGCGUCACUUGGUCAUGAUGUCGAUCAUCCGGGCCACACAAACGACUUUGAAGUGAAGUCUGGGUCGCAGUUAGCAAUGCUUUACAGCGACGAGUCUGUGCUGGAGCACCAUCACGCUUAUACGACAUUCCGCCUGAUCUCUAAGGAGAAGAACGCCAAUAUCCUGCAGAAUCUGACCCCUGUUGACUACCGUCACUUCCGCAAAAUGGUGAUCACGGCGAUUCUGGGCACGGAUAUGGCCAACCACUUUAAGUUCUUGGAGUCGAUCGAGAAGGUUCUUCGGCCGGCUAGUCACCACGUUGACACAACUGCGAUUUCAUCUGCUAAGCGUGAUAACUCGAGCACAGCUAUUAUUGCGGUUAGCAGCGGCGCGUCAGCAAAGGAUCAAGGGAAACAAGGACCUGCGAUAUUGACAGUGUUGCGUGAUGCUGUCAUGCAGCCAGAAGGGACUACGAUAAGUACUCCCCGUGGAACGAGUAAUUCCGCACCGAGUAGUUUCUACUCGACUGCUGGUGCGAAGUGUACUCCCGGUCGCACGUCGAGUGGGAGACUGACGAAAGGCGGCUGGGUGUUCAAUGGAACUGUCGAUGAGAGGAUAUUCCUGGUGAAGACGCUAGUUCAUGCGAGCGAUCUGUCGGGUCAAGUGUUCCCGAAGCCUAUCGCUUUGAAGUGGAGCAACAUGAUCUCGAAGGAAUUUGCGUACCAGGCACUGAUAGAGCAGGCUGAAAACAUCUCGAUCUCGUACAGAAACAUCGAUGACCCUCUGAAGAUGGUCGAGGGUCAGCUCUUUUUCGCGCAGAAGAUCGUGUCACCUCUGUGGGACCUCAUGUACAUCAUGUUCCCUGAUAUCGACGAGUGCAUGUCGAACUUGAAGUCGAAUGUUGCGCAUUACGAGCAGGAGCUGCAACGUCUUAAGGACGCGCGUUUCGAGGAGGGUGUCAGUGCUGAUAGCAUGCGUCAAAUGCGCGACGAGUUGGAGCGGCAGUAUGAGCAAGAGAAUAGCCAUGAGCAACUCAACAGGAGAACACGUCGUGACUCGAUGUGCGGCUGCGAAGACGAGGGUGUGGCAGUGCCAGGACUUGCCAGACAUAACCCUGCCAAGUUCAAUUCGUUCCGCACUAUUCCAGAGGACGACAGUAACAGCAACAGUAAUAGCGAGGUCGGAGAUGCGGAGACUGCUGUCCGGGCUAGUGUAGUAGCAGCAGCGGAAAAGUCUCGUCAGACGCGCUCAAGGGCAAGCAGCGUUAGCAGUAACAGCAGUAGCGACUUGGAGAUAGACGAGCAAUCACUCGUCGUGUAUGAAUAAAAUGACUUCUAGUUUAA
This is a messenger RNA of Phytophthora infestans T30-4, 3449 nucleotides long. Its product is annotated as 3'5'-cyclic nucleotide phosphodiesterase, putative. NCBI's taxonomy places the organism in Eukaryota, Oomycota, Peronosporomycetes, Peronosporales, Peronosporaceae. The record is from RefSeq and is a predicted model, not a curated record. Gene Ontology annotation, biological process: signal transduction. Gene Ontology annotation, molecular function: 3',5'-cyclic-nucleotide phosphodiesterase activity; protein binding. The transcript has a single exon. The coding region runs from base 1 to 3432 and encodes 1143 amino acids.